AGAUUUAAUGAGACUUUUAUGUGACAAGAGAUUUCUCAUAAGGAAAUGGAGACCUGAAGAUACAAAAUUAAACCCUUCCGUUCUCUAUUGGUCAAAAGAUAGUAAAUUAUGAAUAUGUGAUGGUGUAAAGGGGCUGAGGCUAAAGUAGUCAACUGGAUGAAGUGGCCCAAAACUAGAUUAGAAUAACAAAGUUCCUGGCCUCAACUUUCCAUAUGUGGUGAUAGGAAUACUUUUCUUCUGGUAUUGGGAGAAUAUUUUUCACCAGAGAAUUUUACUUUUAAAAGAGAAUAUGAAGGUUGGAGUAAUCCUCUUGCACUGCUAUUUUACGUAUCUUUACCUCAAAAUAAUACUACAUUGGAGUGACACAUUUUGGGGUAUCCUAUUCUUAAUUCCUUCAUAUCCACUUUAACUCCUUUCUUUGUCCUGGGCACUGAAAAUGACCAUGGAGAUGUCAUACAUGGCAAGGUCCCUGUUCAAAAGAAGUUAGUCUAGUUGGAAUAACAGUAAUGAAAAACAUUUAUGCCACUAGUUAAUGGAAUGCUGGAUUUGAACUUAUUUUUAAGUACUAAAAUCUCAGUUUCCCACUAAAAUACAUAGCUAUGUCAAAGGAGUGUGGAACUUCAUUAAAAGUAUGAGGACAAAAUUACGCUACUAGCAAAGAUUAAGUAUGAGAAUCAUAUAAUCAACAUUUUACUUGUUUGUUGGCUUAUUGUGGCCAGAAAAACAGGGCAUAAAUAGGGGUUGGAAAGAAUAAGGAGUGAGGUGAGAGGGGAAGAGAGAGAAAAUAUGGAGCAGAGACCUUGGAAACAUGGAUUCAUCCUGGCAAAGGGAAUGAGGUAAUAGCAGUAAGGGGGAAAAGAGGGGUGGGUUUCCAGAGAUGCUGAAAUGGAGAAACAAAACAGGUUUUAGCCUUUCUCCUUGCCUUGCAGACUGAUGGGGGAUUGAGGAGAGAUGUGAGGGAAGAGUGGGGUCAAUAAGAUAUUCUGUGCGUAGCUUGACCUGCGCACAUGACGUUGCUACUUCUGCAUGUAAGGAAUAUGGGCUCAGAAGCAGGCUGAGGAAAUACUACAGGUUUCUAUUUCCUCUUAACAGUGUAGAGAGAGACUGAAGGGUCUUGAGCAUGUCGGGGGAUGCAAUGGGUCUGUCUUUGCUGUUAUUGCCCUGUUUAAUACUACUACCACUGCUGCUGCUGAUCCUCACACUCUGUAUCCCCAGCUCUGCAUAAGGUUGCUCUAUGUUUUCUUUACAGUAGUCACAACAAUCCUCUGAUAAAUGUUCAUCUUUAUUUUACACUGGGUAAACUGAAGCAUAAUGAGGUUUAGUAUUGCAAGGUGAUAUUGCUAACCACCGGAGCAGAGAUUCAACCUGACUCCAAUGCCUAUGCUCUUUCCAGCUCCUUCUACCCACUCGGUUUCAAAUCAUUCAAGUUUGAAGCACCUGUGGGGCACCCAGAUUUGCUCAUUUGUCAAGUGUGGAUAAUAAUAAUUGCCUAAAUGCAUCUGAAAAUGUGAAACACAGAUAAAAAGAUGGCAUAUCAAAAGGUCAAUGCAGAUCAAAGAGCUUCAGGACACUCACAGUACUUAGACAAUGAUGACCUUCAAGCCACUGCCCUUGAUUUAGAGUGGGACAUGGAGAAGGAACUGGAAGAACCUGGUUUUGACCAGUUUCAGCUAGAUACUGCAGAGAAUCAGAACCUUGGGCACUCAGAAACUGCGGACCUCAAUCUUGAUUCCAUUCAACCAGCAACUUCACCCAAAGGAAGGUUCCAGAGACUUCAGGAAGAAUCUGACUAUGUUGCCCAUUAUGGAAGAUCUGCACCAAAGAGCAACCGCUGCCACAUUUUAAAAAUACUUUGCACAGCCACCAUAUUAUUUAUUUUUGGAAUUUUGAUAGGUUAUUAUGCACAUACAAAUUGCCCUUCAGAUGCCACAACCUCAGGAACAAUCGAUCCUCAGUUAUACCAAGAGAUUCUCAAGACAAUCCAAGCAGAAGAUAUUAAGAAGUCUUUCAGAAAUUUGGUAGAACUCUAUAAAAAUGAAGAUGACAUGGAAAUUUCAAAGAGGAUUAAGACUCACUGGACUUCUUUGGGCCUAGAAGAUGUACAGUUGGCAAAUUAUUCUGUGCUGCUGAACCUGCCAGGUCCAUCUCCCAGCACUGUGACUGUGAGCAGCAGUGGCCAAUGCUUUCAUCCUGAUGGCCAGCCUUGUAGUGAAGAAGCCAGAAAAGAUAGCAGCCAAGAUCCGCUAUACUCCUAUGCAGCCUAUUCUGCCAAAGGAACUCUCGAGGCUGAAGUCAUUGAUGUGAGUUAUGGAACAGCAGAUGAUUUAAAAAUGAUUAAAAAAGUCAAAAAUAUAACAAAUCAGAUUGCACUCCUGAAAUUAGGAAAAUUACCUCUACUUUAUAAGAUUUCUUUAUUGGAAAAGGCUGGAUUUGGAGGUGUUCUUCUAUAUAUUGAUCCUUGUGAUUUACCAAAGACUGCAAAUAUUAACUAUGAUAACUUCAUGGUGACGCUGAAUCCAGGAGGAGACCCUUCUACGCCUGGCUACCCAAGUGUUGAUGGAAGCUUCAGACAAAGCCAGUCAAACCUCACCUCCCUGUUGGUGCAGCCCAUUUCUGCAUCCCUUGUGGCAAAACUGAUCUCUUCUCCAACAACUAGAAGCAAAAGCAACAUCUGUAGCCCUCUCGAGCUUCCAAACAAUGAAAUAAGAAUUGUCAGCAUGCAAAUUCAGACAGUCACAAAAUUCAAGACAGUCACUAAUGUUAUUGGAUAUUUAAAGGGCAUGGCCUCUCCAGACCGAUAUAUUAUAGUUGGCAGUCACCAUUACUCUGGAUACAGUUAUAAUGGACAAGAAUGGGCUAGUAGUACUGCAAUCAUCACAGCAUUUAUCCGAGCAUUGAUGUUAAGGGUUAAGAAAGGAUGGAGACCUGACCGCACUAUUGUAUUCUGCUCAUGGGGAGGAACAACCUGGGGCAAUAUUGGCUCAUACGAAUGGGGAGAGGAUUUCAAAAAGGUUCUGCAAAAAGAUGUUGUGGCUUAUAUUAGCCUCCACAGUCCCAUAAGGGGGAACUCAAGUCUGCAUCCUGUAGCAUCACCAUCCCUUCAGCAGCUGGUAGUAGAGAAAAAUAAGUUCAACUGUACCAGAAGAGCUCAGUGUCCAGAAACCAAUGUAAGCUCUGUACAGAUACAAGGUGAUGCCGAUUAUUUCAUCAACCAUCUUGGAGUUCCCACCGUGCAGUUUGCUUAUGAGGACAUCAAAGCAUUAGAGGGUCCAAGUUUUCUCUCUGAGGCCGUUUUUCCUAAAGAUGCAACAAAAAUUGAAGAAAUGGAUCCUUUUUUCAACCUUCAUGAAACCAUAAGCAAGCUCUCAGGAGAAGUGAUUUUGCAAAUUGCCAAUGAACCAGUUCUGCCCUUUAAUGCUCUUGAUAUAGCUUUAGAAGUUCAAAACAGCCUUAAAGGUGAUCAUCCCAAUGCUCAGCACCUGCUAGCCUUGGCAUCAGGACUGCGGGAGAGUGCUGAACUCUUUCAGUCAGAUGAAAUGCGACCUGCUAAUGAUCCCAAGGAGAGAGCUCCUGUCCGUGUUCGGAUGUUGAAUGACAUCCUCCAAGACAUGGAGAAGAGCUUCCUGGUGCAGCAGGUGCCACCGGGUUUUUAUAGAAACAUCCUGUACCACACUGAUGAGAAGACAAGCCAGUUUUCCAUACUCAUGGAGGCUUGGGAACACUGCAAGUCACUUACAUCAAAUGAGACUCUCCAAGAAACCCUGUCAGAUGUGUUGAACAGCAUUAAUUCAGCUCAGGUUUACUUCAAAGCAGGACUUGAUGUAUUUGAAAGUGUCUUGGUUGGAAAGAACUGAGAAAACUCUCAGCAGUUUAAAAAGUUUGUUUACAAUUCUACAAGCAAAAGCUCUAAUCAGACCAGAUUUUCUGACAUUGAAGACUCUCCCUCCUAUGAUUCUUUGACAUGUUUAAAGCUAUUAUUACAUUGUAUUUUUUUAAUGUACAUAUAAAAGAGCACUUUGCACAUUUAGUAUUUUUCUUAUAUCUACAUUUCUGAAUAUGUAAAGGCAAGUUAUUUGAAAAAAAAUAGUUAAGAUUUAUCUGUUAAAAAAAAUCUGCUGUAUUUUUAUAUAUAAACUAUUUUUGGGGAAAGUUCCAAGAAGUUCUGGAUAUCUUCACUUCUCUAGAUAAAAUGUGUAGGAGCACAAGUUAUUCUCUCUGAUAGAGCUAUUAAUGAUUGAGUUUUUAUAAUAGAAAUGGAGAGUUGAUAUGGUUUCAGAUUAACUUUACUAUUAAGUGUUCAAUAUGAAGAAUUCAAGUAUUUUGACUGAGUGAUUGGUUGCCCAAAACCACUUUGAAUGUUUCUACUUUAUGAAAUGAAGUUCCCUUUUUUUAACACAACUAGAUGUAGUAAUACACUGGUUAUGAAAUUGUAUUUUUUAAGUAUUAAUGAAAAAAAGAGCCAUAAACAUUCCAGGGGAAAAUCUCAAGGUAGCUGCACAGAGCAAUUUAAAUGCAAAUUUUUUUCUGAACAACUUAUAAGGUGACUAGCUUUGAAACCCCUAAUUUGCCUCAGUUGGUUUUGUAAGAAUUUUGGGAGUGAUAUAUUUGUCUUAUGAGGGGAAAAAAACAUUUCUUAUUUCUUUUUCUGUGGUUUCUGUUGGGAUCAAUGAAACAGAGGUUACUUCUAAAAUGAAAACAUCUCACAUGGCUUUUCCUUCCGAUCUUUUCUAAAACUCCUUGCUGUAAGGCAGUUUUCACAGAACACUAUAUAAUUUCCUCAGCAAAAUAGCAAUGCUUCUCUUUGAAAACCAAAAAUAUCACCAAAGUGCUUUUUAUGCUACUGACAAAAAAGAAGUUACUAUGAAAGAAAUAUUUGUUUUUGUCAACAAAAACUUCUGUAAAUCUAUGAAGAAAAUUUGAUGUUUUUUUCCUUCUUUAUCCAUAGUUGUGGCUUAGGUAAAAAAAAAAAAAAUAAGUGUAGAAAAUAUGCAUACUUCAUUCAUGCACACAAUGCCAUGUUUCCAUAAGAGUGUCUCUCCCUCACUUCUGUUCUGCUCUCAAGUAAGAAAUUCAGCUGUUCAAACUGAUAUUGUCAUUGACUAGCUCCAGUAUCCUUUAUCCCCACAAACUCUAAAAUAAUUUUCUGUUAAUGGACAGGUUAAACUUUAGCUUACCUUUAAAAGCUAUUUGUAAAAUGUUCUUCUGAUAUUGGAUAACUCCUUACAAAUGUCUGUUAAUACAUUUUCCCUCCCAAACUCAACAUUCACAUACACUUCCCCAUUACACAUUGCCAGUACAACAUUGUAGACCAUCCCUAUACAUCUGAAUCUUCACUUCUUACAGAUAAGCAUAAGCCUAACCUUAGUAUAAGAUAAAGCUGAAGGGGAAGAAUUAAUCAAUAUUGAUUAACUGAUUUAUAUGGUCAGCUGCUUCUAUCCUAAGUAAUAUUUAUAUGUUCAAAGCAGAGAAUUAAGGCAAUUAGUAGACAAUUCAAACAAAAAUUCAUUUGCAUCUGAAUUGCCUGUGUGCACAUAUUUUUACAUGAAAAAUUUAAGUACUUUACAAUUCUUUUUAACCCAUUUACUUAUUUGAAAAUAUUUUCCAUGUUGAAGAAUGUGUUUAGGAAAUGGCUAAGAGUAUUAGGUUCCUGCAUGCAUUGAUGUCAGCUCCCUGAAUGCUCUGCAAAAAUCAAUAGCACACAAGCAGUCAGACUACCCACAUAGACAUGUAUGGGCCUAUGCAGAACGCCUGAUAUCAGGAUCUUAAAUAUUCAAUCAGAGUCCAAUGUGUUCACUCAGUUUCUCAUGUGGAGUUGAAUUAUAUAACAGAUAAUGACAAACUAUUAUCAAUUUGGUAGUCUACCACUUUAGGAAAAAAAUAAUAAAUUAAAUUCACUCCCAUAACUCACAAUAGUAUUGAAAGAAGAAAAUGUUUUUCCUCUUUAUUUUUUUAAAGACUGUUUACAUAGGUAAGUCACAUGGCAUACAUAAAAAAAUCUCAUUAUUUUACGUUCCUUACUUCUAUAUCAUGAGGUAUUUGUUAUAUGAAAACUGCAGUUAAGUAUAUGAAUUAACAUGUCUUUAUUAGUUUAUUCAAGAGAUUGUGUGAAGAAGCUUAAUAACAUUUACAAUAGAUGUUCCACAAUUCUAUAGAUUCUGCUCUACAUCUUUCACUAUGACAAACCGCUUAACUAACAGCAUUACAACUAUGAUAUGAUUACCUCAAGGCCCCCUCCAGAUUUGUAUCGUUUUAAUUUCUCUCCACAAUAAAUCCAAGUAAAUAAAAAUCCUGAACACAUUACAGCAAGUGUUAUGUGAAUUCAUAGUAACAUUUAAAUUGUUUCCAAGACAUCUGGGUGUCUGGUACUUCUCAAAAUACUUCAUACGUAGAAUUGUGCCAGGAGAUAAUGAAUCAUAAGUGAUUAUUAUCCUAAGAAAACACGGCAAAUGUGUAUCUCUGGAAUUUGUGUUCAGGUAGGGUACCCACUGCCCUUUAUGGAAAGCCUGGGUCCUAGAGAUGUGAGGAAGCCUGAGAGACACUUUGAUCUAAGCCCUAGGAUCUUGCAUUCAACCAGAGAAGGUACUGUCAUGAUACAGUGACUAAGAAAUUUAGAAAUAGUCACAUAUUUAGUGACAGGAAAAAAACUAGCUGGAAUGUCAGAUUCUCUGCUUUCUUGUGCAUCAUGCUCUCUCCCUAAGGAUACAAGGUUACAUGACCUCAUCCAGUAUAUUCUAUGUACCGAGCCAUUCUGUCAAAUGUUGUCUGGGUUAGGCAUACCACUUUUUAAUUCCCCACUGGCUUACUCCCUGACUAUACCUGACAAACCAAAAUUUCCCAGGGAAUUCAGGCAAAGUACAGAGACUGGUGACACAGAAGCAAGUGGAGAACCUCUCUGCAGGAAGCGAGAGAACACAGGAGGGAAGACAUUGAGCACAAUGUUUCUACAAAUGAACACUUCAGCCAGGUGUGGUGGUGUAUACCUAUAGUCCUAGUGACUUGGGAGGCUGAGGCCGGAGGAUUAUAAGUUCAUGCUAGCCUCAGGAACUUAUUGAGGCUCUAAGCAACUUAGUGAGUCCUGUCUCAAAAUAAAUAAAAAGAGCUGAGGAUGUGGCUCUGUGAUUAAGCACCCUUGGGUUCAGUCUCUAGUACCAAAAUUAAAAAAAAAAAAUUAUGAAAGCACUUUUCAGCUCAGUAUACAAUCAGCAAUCUAAAGUAAUAUUUCUCAAAAUGUGAAAAUUGGGAUAAAAAAACCUAAAAAUAUCUUUUGAUUUCUGGAUGAUCCUUAAGCACACUAAAGGUUAAGAUUUUCUCAUCUGUAUUAAUUCUGGGUCUUGAGAAAACCUUAGUUGGCAACAUAGCUAAGUUAAUCAGAAGGACCAUAAAGUUUUAUUAAAUGACAUUAUCCAAAAAAAAAAGGACCUAUUUUAUUUCCAAGAAAACCAUUCUGAUGCAGUCAGCAUUUGUGCCUGUUGCAUGACAGACAAGGUUGAUAUUUUUUUUCCUAAUUGAAUCACUCUAACAACCAAUUUUUAAAAUGAGGAAACUAGGUUAAGUGACUUGUCCAAAAUUCCAAGGUUAAUAAAAGAUAGUGAGGUGUUUCCCUUUUCUCUGCUGAACCAUCUACUGUCCACUCCUGUGUUCUUCACACUGAGCACUAUAGAAAACAUCAGAGGAACCUUUUGAUUCGAGAAAGUGAUAUAAUUGAAAGUUUUAAAACCACUGACCAGACUGUCUUAUCUACUUCUUCUGUAAUAUGGUGAAAGAAUUUGAAGAAAGGAGUCCUUAUGGUGGUAGCCUACCUCAAUAAUGAUGUGCAUGUUUUAGUAAAUUUGGGGAUAUUUCUAGGCAUCAGAAGUAUACCAUUGUAGACUAUCAGGGCUACUAGACCCAUAAAUAGGAAAAGGAAACCAAACACCACAGUCACAAUUUCCCCUUCCAAAUGCCUAUGUGAUUUCGUUGAGAUUUAGAACCACAGUUUUAUAUCAGUCUUAAAAACCUCAGAACAACUAAUUGACUUUUUAAAUUAAAUAAAUAUAUAGCAGACAGUAGUUUCCCCACUGGAAAGAUGAGUGUCACAAAAAUAAAUUGUUGUUGCCAUCUUACUAAUGAUGAAUCAGCAUCUUUGCCUCAAAUAAAAUACUAUAAUUAUUUGCAUGAUAAGUUGAUAGGCCUAGUCAAAAUGUUCUCCUGAGACAUUUUGUGGUAUGUGUAAUUAAUUACUUCAAAAAUUAAACUUUAUCUGAGGAUAGCACAUUGUCAUCUCAUUGGUUUAAUAGGCUGUUUAAGUGUGCCUUAGUCACACAUUUGCUUAAUAGAAAGGAAUUAUUUUAAACUGCUAAUCCAUGUGUCAAGUGGAAGGGAAAUGGGCCCAAUAUUCCAAUAAACAUAUCAGCAAUGUAACACUUUGAUAACAGGAUCAUGGACGCAGCCCAGGGCUGGGGGGAAACAAUGUGUUAUUUUAGAAAAGAAAUAAUUUGCCCAGUCACACUUGUGAAUUUGUAUUCUUACAUGAGUUUAAAUUGCUAACUUCAAAAAAGCCUCAUUAAAUUUUGCUAUUCUAAAAGAUCCUAAAAAGCUUCAGUGUUCUAAAUAUCCCCAUUAAAUGUGAAUAUUUUUCAGAUAAGUGGAUUUGUUUUGUACAUCUCAGAAUUAUAAGUGGCGUGAAGAUGAGUAGCAAAAGAAAUUUGUAAAAUGUAGCCCUUUCUAAUCCUCUCUCUCUGUCCACUCAAUUUUCUGUUUUCUUUUUCCAGGUACACUCUGGCAAUGGGGAUAGACAUUUUUUUUUUUUUCCCACUGAGAACUAAUUUUAAGAUCUGCCCAUCACAAGAUAAAUACAUAUUAAUCAGUCAGAGUUUUAGUUCUAUAAUACCUUUCCUUUAUCUUUCAAAGAUGUAAAGUGCCUUCACCUAACAAUCUUGAGACCUGGCUUAUUGAAAGAUGACAUAUUUCUUACAGGCAUUUAUAAUCUCAUACUCAGAUUGAAUCAGAAUUCGCAAAGUAAAAUAUUAAAUUAAGGCAGUUUCAAGUAUAGCUUUGAAGAAAAAGAAGCUGCUUCCAAUUUUUAAGCUUCUGGUUAUAUUAUUUUAUGUUUGCGUUACACCGUUAUGUAGUUUGCUGUAACCAAAAUGGUAAUUCUGAUGUCUUCAGCCAAAAAUCCAAUCAGCUAGGCCAAAGAAAUGCAUGGCUACUCUGUUUCUUGUGCAGGAUUCAGUCAAGAAUUAAUUCAGAAACAGUUGAUUCAGUGUCUACUUCUAGUCAGAUCUUUAAUGAGUGUAGACAGAGCCGAGCAGUAUUCCACCUGAUUCCUUUGAUGUCUGCAGCCAAUAAGCACUGAGGUUGUUUUUCUCAGAGGGAAACAGAUUUUAUUUUCCAGGGGCUAAUUAACAUGCACCACCUCAGUCCCCAAAGGACCACACAGGUGCCUGUACUAUGCCAUAUGUCAUGUGCUAUAUUCAUGCAAGCUCAAGAGAUUAAUAUACAGUCAUUAUUAUGAAUGAUUAUGUUGCAUUGAAGUUAAUGUGGGUCUUUUGUUCUAAUUAAAGUACAAACUUGGCAUCUGAAGAGAACUUAGCUAGAGAAGUAGACUUAGAGUCCCUGUCUUAAUGAACUACAUAUAUUUUUUAAUCAAAAUGUGUAAUUAUUUAAUGAUCUUGCCUGCUCAGUAAUUAUAACUCUCCAACUACUUCAAAGAACCCUUAUUCAAUGUGUUACCAUGCAGACGGUUAAUACUUGUUGUAUGUCUAUCUUUGGAAUCUCUCUGCCAUUUUUGAUUAUGUUUUCAAUGUGUAUGGUAGUAUUUUAUUAUGAAUAAUACUAAUUUUUAUUUCAUUUUAUAUCAAGUUGCUGCAAAUGGAUUACCUUACUCUAAAUGAUAGAAUAAAAUGUUACUAUACUAUGAAGAUGAUUUUGGCAUAUCUGUUUAAUAAAAAACAAAUAUCCAAACAAAAAUAUUUUACUCCACCAUUGCAAAUUGUCUGCAAGAAACAAAAAGGCACAGAUGGUUAAGUGUAACUCACAUGAUUAUAUUCCAAAGAUGUCAUAAAUAAUUCUAUUUAGCAGCUGAAAUAGGACUCUAUUAGGUGAUUUAGUGUUUGCAUUGCAAACAGAAAGGUUUAGUGGCAAAUAUAUCCCACACACUCUAACUUGCUACUUGGAGAAUAAGAAUAGAAUUGUACUCAGAAAAGACAAAGGCUUUGUAGGACACUUUGAAGGGCUAACUUGUUUUUUUUUUAGAAAUCCUGUAAAUCAGCAUUACAUUUUGAUAAUGGUUUUAAAUAUGUGCUGGGAUUUUAACAUACUCCAGGUAUUGAGUAUUUUAACGAUAUCUGUAAUGUGGCAACAUUAAAAUAUACAAGCUUUUGUAAAGCAGAAAUUUCUCAGUGGUAUAACAUUAAAAAUAAAAUGCUACAAUAAAAAAUAAGGAUGAGCAGGAGACUAUAAAUUAACAUGGGGUAAAAUUUGAAGGGUAAUUUCUUCAAGUAAAUUUGCUGUGAUUAAAAAUAAAUACUUCUCAAGAGGUGGGCCAAUUACUGAAUUGCACUGAACUGCCUUAGUGUUGAGGUUUUUUUUUUUUUUCAAUAUAAUUUGAUUAUCGUCUGUGAUUCAGAAAUCUUUUCAUUGUACAGAGAUUUUCAUUGUCAUUGUCUUUGUUGUAAUUAAUUUUUACUGGCAUUAAUUUAGAGGCAUGUGUCUGUAAUUUUCUAAUUACAAUGUAUGGUUGAAUGUCUAAUUUCUAUAAUGUGUGGAUGCCAUCAGAAAUGUAGGGCUUUCUGUAUUUAGUCCAAGUGUGAUCUCAAUUUAUUGUAUAACCAUUUUGUAUUACUUAACAUGACUCAAUAUGCAGCUUUUGGUGUGACUUGGAGUGGCAAAAAAAAAAAAGAAUUGGGAUGUCAUAUCCAUAUUCAUUAAGAAUAUGAGUGGAUAUUUUAUGUUAGUUGCUUAAUAUUUGCACAUAAUUAAAAAUAUAGUACUAUGAAAUGAAGGCAUCUUUAAAAACAUGUUCUGAUUAAUAAAUACAAUGAAUAUGUACAGUGAAAUAGCAAUGUUUAAAACACCCACUUAACAUAUAUUAAAUACAGGUGAAAAUCA
This is a messenger RNA of Marmota monax (woodchuck), 11088 nucleotides long. It is a transcript of the gene Naaladl2, whose product is annotated as N-acetylated alpha-linked acidic dipeptidase like 2. The record is from RefSeq and is a predicted model, not a curated record. The transcript has 14 exons. The coding region runs from base 1527 to 3854 and encodes 775 amino acids. NCBI's taxonomy places the organism in Eukaryota, Metazoa, Chordata, Mammalia, Rodentia, Sciuridae.